This is a messenger RNA of Babesia microti strain RI, 516 nucleotides long. Its product is annotated as MIP18 family protein At1g68310. NCBI's taxonomy places the organism in Eukaryota, Apicomplexa, Aconoidasida, Piroplasmida, Babesiidae. The record is from RefSeq and is a predicted model, not a curated record. The transcript is spliced from 5 exons. Gene Ontology annotation, biological process: iron-sulfur cluster assembly. Bases 1 to 516 code for a protein of 171 amino acids.
AUGAUUGAAAACCCUAAUCCCUCUCUAAUAGAGAGGAGCGGGCUCAAACACACAUUUGAUGACUCAACGUCCGAACUCAUGGAAUCAUUUACAAGAAACGACUCAAACUAUGACCAUGUGGAUAUAUAUGAAGUUUUCGACUUAAUUAGGGAUAUAAAAGACCCUGAACAUCCCUAUUCGAUAGAAUGCCUAAAAAUAGUGGACUUGGAAAGUGUAAAAGUUGAAACUAACCCCCACGCGAUAAGAGUGACAUACAGGCCAACGAUUCCUCACUGUAGUCAAGCCACUUUGAUAGGCUUGAUGAUAUAUAUGAAGAUUAGGCAAAAUGUUCCCAUGAAUUACAAGAUUUUCGUGCAAAUUGAAAAGGGAUAUCAUGACAGUGAAGAAGCAAUUAACAAGCAGUUGGCAGAUAAAGAAAGGGUGUCAGCAGCUUUGGAAAACCCAAAUUUAAUGAACAUGAUUGACGAAGCAAUCUACGGAUACGUGCCGCCUGACAUUAUUGACCUGUCCAUAUAA